CCAGAAGGAAAGUCUCAACUUUAAUCCCACGAUAAGUGUGCAGAGGAAAGCACUGUAUCGGCGAGCAGGUGGACAAGUAACGUUGAGCCAACUGGGCUGCCAAGGGUGAAGUUGCGGUUUACGCAUGCCAUCUGCGGCUGUGCUUCUCAUCACUCCCAAUGUCUGCCUCAAAACGGCGACCACCAUAAUAUUCUUCUUCCAAUCUCUAUCCACUCUGCACUCUUAACUUCUCCUUCCUUAUCCUCUUUCCCCUUCACUUGCCACAACGCUCUCUCGUAGGCCUCAUCUUCUUUCGUCUUCUUUUCUCGCAUGUCUGCUGCCGCCUAAAGCGCCUCGUGAUCGCUUAACCUUUACUGGUAUACAAGGUUUUAAUUCCUUCUUUAAACAAGAUUACAACAAAAAGAAAAAUAUAUAUGUUUAUAGUGUCGCUUUUGUUCUGCAAUUUUUUUUCAUUACUUUAUUCCAGUAAGUGUUGGUUAAUUCAGAAGUGUCAUUUUUAUUGCUGAAAAUGGAUCGAUUUCAGACGAUUAUCAUUAAGGAAUUGUAUUUUGGAUUUAAUUGAAAUUUGUUGUUUUUUGAGCUUUGGUUAUAUAUUGAUAUCCAUGAUCAAGGGAAAAAAAUGGGGACAAAAGAAAGAUUAUGGAAAUUCUGCACUAAUCCAUUCGUGUACAACGUGCUUUAACUUGCGGGAUUUGUAAUCUAUGUUUUUCUGUAUUUUGAGAUGUUAAUUUGUAGAUACUGCUGGAGCUUCUAGCAUUUUUAUUAUCUAUACAGGAAAUCCGCUGGUCCAGACAUGUCGAAGGAUCAGCCUGCCGUAGAUGAAAACGGGGUUGAUUCUUUGCGGGCUGCUACUACUGUUGGUUCUUUGAGGGUUGAUGCUUCACCCUAUGCUUGUUCCUCUCAGACACAGUCAGUCUACCAUGGAGGUAAUGGAAAUAUGCUAGGCACAUGGGGUGAAUGUCUCCCAGAUGUUAAUGCUGAAGGCUUGGAAAUUGGUUCUUAUGGUAUCUACAAUGAUCCUUCAUCAAACCCAUUUCGUGGCCUUGGGUACACUCCUCAAAUGCCACAAAGGCCAUUUGCCUCAAUCACAAUGACAACCCCUCCUGGCAAUUGUCGUGGCCAGCUGUACAAUGGCCAAGAUUUACCAAAUUCAGAAACACCUUUCUACCAACAAUUCAUGACAGCAAACACUGCUUCACAAACCCCAGUUUCUUCUGCUAUGUUGCCAGUUACCAUUAAUCCCCAAGAAGAUGGCAACAGAUUUGGGCCUCAACCAGGUUAUCAGCCUGCAAAGGGAUCUGUUUUAAGAGAAAGUAAUUUUUCAGGAGAUUCCAGAGGCUUUAAGUUUUUGCAGCAAGGAUAUGAUGGGUUUGAAAGCAGUGGGUUGUGGUCAGAUUGGUCAAAACCUGGGAAUGCGAUGGGUUCUCUGCUGCAUUUGUCAUCACCAACAGCUGUUCCAAAACCAAUAAUUUCACUAGGUUUUUCUGCAAAUCAUUUUGGAGUGAUCUGGUCCACACCUCAUGAAGCUAGACAGGGGAGAAGGUGCAAUGACCUUUCAUGCAGUUGUAAUGUUGCACUUGAUACAUUAGGCGAGCGAAAUAGAGGACCUAGAGCAUUUAAGCCAAGAAGUAAGACAGCACCAAAUGGGUCUGUGAUUGAUAAUCACAGGAAUGCAGUUUCUGAUUUUUGUAAAGAGUCUUACAAUGGCCUGGAUUUUUUCACUGAAUACAAGGAUGCCAAGUUCUUUGUUAUAAAAUCUUACAGUGAAGAUAAUGUUCAUAAGAGCAUAAAGUAUGGUGUCUGGGCGAGUACCCUGAACGGCAACAAGAAAUUAGAUGGUGCUUAUCAUGAGGCAAAGGAGAGACAUGGGACAAGUCCAGUUUUUCUGUUGUUUUCGGUGAAUGCUAGUGCUCAGUUUUGUGGAGUGGCUGAGAUGGUUGGACCUGUGGACUUUGACAAGAGUGUAGAUUACUGGCAACAGGAUAAGUGGUCUGGACAGUUUCCUGUCAAGUGGCACAUUAUUAAAGAUGUUCCUAACAGUCAAUUUCGUCAUAUUGUGCUUGAAAAUAAUGACAACAAGCCAGUCACUAACAGUAGAGAUACUCAAGAGGUGGAACUGGAACAUGGUGUUGAAAUGUUAAAGAUAUUGAAGAACUAUGAAAGCCAUUCAUCCAUCCUAGAUGAUUUUCAUUUUUAUGAAGAGAGGCAAAAAGCAAUGCAGGCAAGGAAGUCAAGACAGCAUCAGCAAGCUAUUCCGGCGCCUACUUCAGUGGUUGGAGAUGGUGAACAAAAUUCUAUUUCAAUAUCUAACGACUUCAUGAAGAAAAUUUCCAAGAGCUUCGCUGAAUCUCUUUCUCUGAAAGAGACCGAAACAAAGUUUUCUAUUCCACAUCUGCCUCAGGGGUCCAUGGGAAUUCAACAUGGAAAAAGAAGUCGACAGAAACAGCACAUCCAAGCUAAUCGGUAGGAAAUUUCUUUUAGGUGUCUUUGACAGGGAAGUUUGAACUUGAUAAUACUCGCAUUCUCCUUUUGUAUUUCCAUUUAUUUGAUUAUAUUUGUAUUUUAAUUUACAUGGAAAUUAUCUGGAUUCUUUGAUAAAAUUGAUGACGUUGGCAUAUUGUAUAUAUACAUAUGGUUUUUAAGUUCUGUCGUGGAACUU
Manihot esculenta (cassava) is the source of this 2659-nucleotide messenger RNA. Its product is annotated as YTH domain-containing protein ECT4. The transcript is spliced from 7 exons. Gene Ontology annotation, molecular function: mRNA binding. Gene Ontology annotation, cellular component: cytoplasm. The record is from RefSeq and is a predicted model, not a curated record. Gene Ontology annotation, biological process: mRNA destabilization. Lineage: Eukaryota; Viridiplantae; Streptophyta; Magnoliopsida; Malpighiales; Euphorbiaceae. Bases 794 to 2467 code for a protein of 557 amino acids.